Papaver somniferum (opium poppy) is the source of this 2933-nucleotide messenger RNA. Its product is annotated as glutamyl-tRNA(Gln) amidotransferase subunit B, chloroplastic/mitochondrial-like. Gene Ontology annotation, molecular function: glutaminyl-tRNA synthase (glutamine-hydrolyzing) activity. The coding region runs from base 197 to 1714 and encodes 505 amino acids. The transcript has 9 exons. Lineage: Eukaryota; Viridiplantae; Streptophyta; Magnoliopsida; Ranunculales; Papaveraceae. The record is from RefSeq and is a predicted model, not a curated record. Gene Ontology annotation, biological process: glutaminyl-tRNAGln biosynthesis via transamidation; mitochondrial translation.
AUCUCAUCUCAUCUCAUCUUCUACUUCGACCUCUGGAGAGAUUUUGAGCCGGAGAUUCUAAAUCCACUGUGGAAUCAAAAACACACACACGCCCCCUCUUCCCGCAAGUGUAAAUUUGACAGAACCGAAUGGUCUGUAAGAUAUAUCUAAGCGUUUAAAUUUGCAAAUAAAGACCGACUAAAAGGGACAAGUUAGUAUGGCUUCUCUAUGUUCCAGAGGACUUCGUACUCAUUCAUCUCUCCUUUGCCCAUCUUCUCUCUUCACCACAAGAAAUGGUGUUUUCUUUUGCACAAUGCAAAACACGCAAACUGAAAAAACCAAGACAAGAAUUGGCAACACUAAAACAACACAGAUUAAGGCAUCUACUAGUACUACGCAAGUCAGAGAGAAUGAGAAAAUGUUGAAUGAUUACGAAGCAGUUAUAGGUAUAGAGACACAUGUCCAGCUUUCAACUCUAACUAAAGCCUUCUGUAGCUGCCCUUACAACUAUGGGUCUCAACCAAACACUACUGUUUGUCCAAUUUGUAUGGGUCUACCUGGUGCGUUGCCCAUAUUCAAUUCAAAGGUUAUUGAGUGUGCAGUGAAACUAGGACUUGCGCUUAAUUGCAAACUGGCAAUGACUUCAAAGUUUGAUAGGAAACAAUAUUUUUAUCCUGAUCUUCCUAAAGGUUACCAGAUUUCACAGUUUGAUAUUCCGAUUGCAAGUGAUGGUUAUGUCGAUUUGGAUCUUCCUCUUGAGUUUGGUGGUGGGCAUAGGAAGUUUGGAAUAACCAGGGUUCACAUGGAAGAAGAUGCUGGGAAGUUAAUGCACUCUGGAACUGGGACGUACUCACAGGUGGACUUGAAUAGAGCAGGGGUACCGUUGCUUGAGAUUGUUUCAGAGCCUGAUAUGAGAACUGGGAUCGAGGCUGCUGAGUAUGCGGCUGAGAUACAAAGGUUGGUCCGCUAUUUGGGAGUGGGUAAUGGCAAUAUGCAGGAAGGUUCCCUGCGGUGUGAUGUGAAUGUAUCAGUCCGGCCUACAGGGCAGACGGAGUAUGGAACGAAGGUCGAAAUAAAGAACAUGAACUCAUUUUCAGCCAUGCACAAGGCAAUCGAUUUCGAGAUUUCCAGGCAGGUUCUUCUCCACAAUCAAGGCCAGGCUGAUCAAAUUGUACAGGAAACUCGACUUUGGGAAGAGGGUGCUCAGAAAACGGCAACAAUGAGGAAAAAAGAGGGACUUGCUGACUAUCGAUAUUUCCCCGAACCAGACCUUCCAGAAGUGGUUCUCACGGAGGACUAUGUCGAGAGUAUUCGUGCUUCUUUGCCUGAACUUCCAGAAAUGAAGAACCGGAGAUUUGAGAAUAUGGGCCUCAGCGUGCAGGAUGUUUUGUUACUUUCCAACGACACAAAUGUCUGCAAUUUUUUCGAGUCUGCUGUUGACAAAGGUGCUGAUGUGAAAAUGGCGGCCAAUUGGAUCAUGGGUGAUAUUGCUGCUUACUUGAAGAAUGAAAAACUAUCUAUAACAGAAAUUAAACUUACACCACAGGAGCUGGCUGAACUAAUAUCCUCCAUCAAAGGUGGAAUUAUCAGCGGAAAGAUUGGGAAAGAUAUACUAUUUGAGCAUAUAGCCAAAGGUGGAACUGUCAAAGCUGUUAUUGAAGAAAAGGAUUUGGUUCAGGUCAUGCCUAUUAUUAGAAGAGUAAAACCAAUCCUGCGUCACAAAAAAAUCAGCUAAAUUUGCUGUUUUUUAGUUGCAUCCAUUUUUACAAUUGAACAUUAUCAACAACAUAGCAACCUAAAACCCAUAUUUGGAUUAUGAAAAAAGUUCAUGAGAAAAGAAGGUUAUCCUCUUCAUCCUCUUUGAUCUUGGUGGUGCUGGUGGCGGCGGUGCCAGCCGAUGGUAAUUGCUUUGCAAGAAUACCAACCGGCACGCAGUGAAACGAAACGGAGAAUAUACAACAACUCUGUUUGUGGAUGCCGUGCAAGAAGGGAUUUGAUCGAAUGAGAUGGAGAGGACAAGCUCAUUGCCAAGAAAGAUAAUGGUGGUGGCAGAUCCAACCCGUGAAUCGGCUGGUGCAUUACAGUGGGUAUUAUCUCAUGCAAUUCUGGAACAUGAUGAGUUGAUUCUUCUUCAUGUAGCAAAUGCGAGUUCAUGGCGGAAUACAUUGACUACAUUCCUUAAACGAUCGCCUUCUGCAACAACCACAAGUGAAGGCGGAUCAGAGAGGGGGGAAAGAGGAGUAGGUGGAGGUGGUGGUGGAGAAGAUAAAGAACAAAAAGAGCAAAAAGAAAGGGAUUUAGAGUUUCUAGCAGAGAUGAAAAAUGCAUGUGAAUUAGCUCAACCAAAGGUGAAGGUAAAUACAGAAAGAGUAGAAAUGGAAGGGAGGGAGAAGGCUUUUACUGUUCUUAUGCAAAGUAAGCUUUUGAGCAUUGACCUUCUUGUUGUUGGCCAGCGACGCCAUCUCUCUAGUGCAAUUUUAGGAUGUAGGCUGAGCACGCAUUCUACAAAGGCAACAAAAGGAAUGGAUACCGCCGAGUACUUGAUUGAGAACAGCAAAUGCACUUGUGUUGGAGUUCAAAAGAAAGGCCAAAAUGGUGGCUAUCUUCUAAAUACCAAGACCCACAAGAACUUUUGGCUUCUGGCAUAGACAGCCUUUUCCUACUCUCUCCUUCUCCCUCUAGGUCAGUUGUUGGUCUUCAAUACCGCAAAAACAAAGUCAGAUAGAGUUACUUUUGUCUGAAAGCCACGGUUUCACCAAAUUGUUUACCGCAUUUUUGCUGGAGUUUUUAAAACGAAAACAGAAACAUAGAACUUGAUACCUGUUUGUUUGCUAAAUCAAUCAAUUCACAAUUGGAUUGUUUUAAGUAAACUUUGUAAAAUACGGUCUCUUCUUCUUCCUAUCAUUCUACUUGUCCUCUUUUAGUUAUGGAUUGAAUGGUUUCGUUUCCUUUUA